ACUAAUACUAUUUACAAGACCGCAGCCGUGAUCUGAACAAAAUAUUGUGUAUCGCAAUAUUAUUUUUUAACUGUUUUGAUUACGAUAGAACUAUAUGUUCAUGUUUUUUUAAAAAACUUUUUUUUUGAAUCCAUAUCUCUAUGUGAAGAUCGAAGGUAACCACGUAAACAUUUAAUUCAAUCAUUGAUAAUGGUUGAUGAAUAAUAUUUUCUACAGAUAGUCUAACAACUUCAAAAUUCUUUCAAAGCUAUGAUUUCAUCAGGAAGAUAAGGUCCUCGCUACACCAUUAAUAGAUUUGAUAUUUGAGCAUUAAAAUUAUUACCAUUAAUUUAAAAAUAGACAAUUAUUGAUUUAUAAAAUGGUAUAUUAUAAAACCAUAAUGUCAUGCUAUAAAGUUUUUCUAAAUUCAAGGUACUGGAAUUGCCUGUGAUCAUUAAACUUUGAGCUUAUUUACUGAACAAUCUCCAAGCAUUCCCAAUGAAAAGUGUAGCUGUUGAUGGUGCAUCAGAAAAUUUACGUCAGUUAAGCACAACUUGGGGGAAGAGCAGAGGUGAACAACAAACAGAGUUAAGUGCAGAGGCACGGAACACAGUACGAAGAACUUUAUUUGUUGAGCCAUCCGCUAAAUUAGAAAGCAAUGAUAACGUUUUGACGGAUACCAACGAAAAAAAUCCUAAGUGGCUCUCGUACGUAUUGCAGAGGUUAAGUGAAGAUACUAAAAGUAUGCCUGGUAAUAGUCAAACACCACCAGCCAAAGAGGUAAAAGAGAGGGAGCCGGAAGCACAAACUGGAGUUGGACCUGAUUGUGGUAUUAAAGACGUUUGGGCUCAUAAUUUAGUAGAAGAGUUUACGUCAAUACGAAAACUUUUGCCAAAAUAUUGUUAUGUAGCUAUGGACACAGAAUUUCCAGGUGUUGUAGCCCGACCUAUUGGUGAUUUUAAAACAACUGCAGAUUAUCUGUACCAGUUGUUGCGGUGUAAUGUUGAUCUGUUAAGGAUCAUUCAAUUGGGUCUUUCAUUUUUUGACGAAGAUGGUAAAACUCCUACUGGUCCAUACACAACUUGGCAAUUCAAUUUUAAAUUCAAUUUGUCAGAAGAUAUGUAUGCCCAAGACAGUAUAGAAUUGUUGACAAAUUCUAGAAUACAAUUUAAGAAGCAUGAAGAGAAUGGAAUCGAACCUAUAGUUUUUGCUGAAUGUAUAAUCACAUCUGGUUUGGUACUUAUGGAUAAUAUAAAAUGGAUGACAUUCCACAGCAGUUUUGACUUUGGAUACUUAGUCAAGGUGUUGACCGAUGAAAAAUUGCCACAAGAGGAGUCAGAUUUUUUUGACAUGUUCUCUCUAUACUUUCCUUGUGUGUAUGACAUCAAGUAUCUGAUGAAAAGUUGUAAAAAUUUGAAGGGUGGCCUGCAAGAAGUUGCAGAUCAAUUGGAACUUAAGCGUAUUGGACCACAGCACCAGGCUGGUAGUGACUCUCUACUGACAGGCAUGGCAUUUUUUAAAAUCAGAGAUAUGUAUUUUGAAGGAAUGAUUGACAGCAAGAAAUAUUGUGGUCAUUUGUAUGGCUUGGGAAUUACCACAUUGAACAAUGGCCAAAUUCGGUAUGAUAAUAAUGAAGGGCCACCCAAUUAAAUAUACCAGAAAAACAUUAUUAAUAAAAUAAUAAAUAUAUUAUUUCCAAUGAUUGUAUAGUUGUUAACCACUAAUGAAUGGUACCAGCUAUACAUUUUGACUUUAAAGAAACAAAUUUUUUAAAAAAUAUAUGCCCAAGGUAUAAUUUUUCUCUUCUCAAUUUAUUUAUUCUGUGUACAAUUUUGUUUGCCAACUGUGAAUGAAAUUAGAAAAUGAUAGAAUUAAAUGUAGUUUAGAAUUAUUAUGUUAAGAAAAAAAAUUAAAGAAAAAAAUGGUCUGUAUAAUAAA
Rhopalosiphum maidis (corn leaf aphid) is the source of this 1917-nucleotide messenger RNA. RefSeq names its product CCR4-NOT transcription complex subunit 7-like. Gene Ontology annotation, cellular component: CCR4-NOT complex; CCR4-NOT core complex; P-body. The transcript is spliced from 5 exons. Bases 478 to 1629 code for a protein of 383 amino acids. Lineage: Eukaryota; Metazoa; Arthropoda; Insecta; Hemiptera; Aphididae. Gene Ontology annotation, molecular function: nucleic acid binding; poly(A)-specific ribonuclease activity. The record is from RefSeq and is a predicted model, not a curated record.